AUGUCGGACCUCGCAGACGUUCUCAAAAUAUCCAUCUUGGGGAAUGAAUCCAUACACUGUGGAUUCCACCUCCUCCCUUACAUCUUCCAUACGAUCCUCACUACCCUCCCCUCCUCGACCUACGUCUUGAUCACCGACACGAACCUCUCCCGCCUCUACCUCUCCGAUAUCACCGCGGCGUUUGAGGAGAAUGCCAAGAAGGCAGGAAGCAAGGCGCGAUUCUUGGUCCAUGAGGUACAGCCUGGAGAGGGGGCGAAGUGCCGGAAGGUGAAGGAGGAGAUUGAGGAUUGGAUGUUGGACGAGAAGUGCACGAGGGAUACUGUGAUCUUGGCUUUUGGAGGGGGUGUCAUUGGGGACUUGACUGGCUUCAUUGCUGCUACUUUCAUGCGAGGCGUCAAGUUUGUCCAAAUACCGACGACUCUGCUCGCGAUGGUCGACUCGGCGGUCGGAGGGAAGACAGCCGUCGAUACUCCACACGGCAAGAACCUCAUCGGGGCUUUCUGGCAGCCUGCAUACAUCUUUGCCGAUCUGGCAUUUUUGACUACGCUGCCGCCAAGGGAGGUGUCGAACGGCAUGGCCGAAGUCGUCAAGACCGCGGCUAUCUGGAAAGAUGACGACUUUGCCCUCCUCGAGUCCAACGCCGACGCCAUCAGCACCGCUGCGUCCACUCGUCUCUCCGCCGGAUCCACCCUCGGCCGGUUCGAGAGCGACCGCACGGAACCCCAAUCCCUCCUACUCCGCGUCGUCACCGGCUCCAUCUAUGUCAAAGCCCACAUCGUGACCAUCGACGAGCGUGAAACCGGUCUGCGCAACCUGGUCAACUUCGGGCACACCAUCGGGCACGCUAUCGAAGCCGUUCUCACCCCUCAGAUGCUGCACGGCGAAUGCGUCUCGGUCGGCAUCAUUCUCGAGGCUGAAGUCGCGCGUCAGCUCGGCGUGCUCAGCCAAGUCGCUGUCGGACGUCUCACGCGCGCAUUGAAGGCGUACAACCUCCCCGUCUCCCUCUCGGACCCCCGGAUCACCGCCAUCCCCGCAUCCUCUCAAUUAUCGGUGGACCGUCUCUUGGAUAUCAUGAAGAUUGACAAGAAGAACUCCGGGCCGGCCAAGAAGAUUGUGCUGUUGUCGAGGGUAGGGAAGACGUACGAGGAGAAGGCGUCGGUGGUGCAGGAUGAUGUGAUCAGGAAGGUGCUGUGCGAGGCGGCAACGGUGAUUUCGGGCAUCCCGACCAAGUCGCCCAUCACGAUGGCUACUCCGGGAAGUAAGAGUAUCUCCAAUCGUGCGCUGGUGCUCGCCGCGCUGGGCAAGGGGGUCUGCAGGGUGCGGAAUCUCCUGCACUCGGACGAUACGGCGGUCAUGAUGAAUGCUUUGGCCGAACUUAAGGGUGCCAAGUUCUCAUGGGAGGACGGAGGCGACACUAUCGUCGUCGAAGGCGGUGAAGGCUCACUCACCGUCCCCGAAAAGGGCCGGCACCUCUACCUCGGCAACGCAGGAACCGCCGCCCGCUUCCUUACUACCGUCUGCACCAUCGUCAAUCGCACCUCCCCUUCCACCUCCAAUACCAUCAUCACCGGUAACGCCCGGAUGAAGCAGCGUCCGAUCGGCCCCCUCGUCGACGCACUGAGCGAGAACGGCGCCUCGCUCUCCUACCUCGAAGGCGCCAACUGCCUUCCCCUCGAGAUCGGCGCCAACGGUCUUCGGGGCGGUCACAUCCGUCUCGCCGCCUCAGUCUCGAGUCAAUACGUCUCGUCCAUCCUCCUCUGCGCGCCCUACGCUCAGAGCGAGAUCAAGCUUGAAUUGACCGGCGGACAAGUCAUCUCGCAGCCGUACAUCGACAUGACCAUCGCCAUGAUGGCUGAAUUCGGCAUCGACGUCGUCCGUCAAAAAGGAGCCAAUGGGGAGUUGCUGGAUGUGUACAAUAUUCCCAAGGGGGUGUACACUAGCCCAGCGACGUACAAUGUCGAAUCCGAUGCGUCGUCCGCUACUUACCCGCUCGCUAUUGCAGCUAUUACCGGGACGACAUGUACCAUCUCCAAUAUCGGCUCGUCUUCCCUCCAGGGCGAUGCGCGGUUCGCCAAGGAAGUCCUGGAGCCAAUGGGGUGCCAGGUCGAGCAGACUGCGACAGCGACGACUGUCACGGGUCCGCCACUCGGUCAACUCCGGGCGCUCGGUAAUGUCGACAUGGAGCCCAUGACGGACGCUUUCUUGACUGCCUCGGUGUUGGCGGCUAUUGCGACGCUCCCUCCGCUCGCCGGAAGAGAGGUCGAGGGGCUCAAGAAGGAGGGGAGCAGGAUUUAUGGGAUUGCGAAUCAGCGGGUGAAGGAGUGUAAUCGGAUCAAGGCGAUGAGGGAGGAAUUGGCUAAAUUCGGCGUCGAGACGGACGAGUUUGACGAUGGUAUCAUCAUCUUUGGCAAACCCCUCGACCAGCUGAAACGCGGAGCCAGCAUCCACUGCUAUGACGACCAUCGGGUCGCCAUGGCAUUCGCAGUACUCAGCAGUGUGGUGGAGAAGACGGUCAUUGAGGAGAAGCGAUGUGUCGAGAAGACAUGGCCGAACUUUUGGGACGACCUCCAGAACAAGAUCGGGAUCAACGUCGAGGGAGUCGAGCUGGAGCAAAACCACGCUUCCACGUCCGCUCACCCCAUGUCCAACGGUACCUCCUCCACCUCGCAGCACCCCCUCUUCCUGAUUGGUAUGCGCGGCGCCGGCAAGACCUAUAUCGGGCGCAUGGCCGCCCAAGCUCUCGGUGGCGAGUUUACCGACGCCGACGACGUCUUUGCCGAACGUACCAAGCUGUCCGUCUCGGACUUUGUGGCGCAAAACGACUGGGCCGAGUUCCGGCGUGUCGAGCGCGAGAUCCUCGCGGACAUGAUGGCCGAGAAACAGGGCAACCACGUCAUUGCCCUCGGCGGCGGCGUGGUCGAGACGCCCGAAGCUCGCGAGUUGCUCUCGCAGCACGUCAAGAGCGGGGGUCGAGUCGUGUACGUCACGAGGGAGCUGGAGGAGAUUGAGGGAUACCUCGACUCUAUCGGAUCGACCGCUACUCGUCCUAAAUGGGGAGAAGACUUUUCCGCCGUCUUUGCGCGCAGAUCGCCCUGGUACGCCGCGUGCUCGAGCCACGAGUUUUACAAUACCCUCGAACCCCUCGCGGGGCAGAGUCAGGCGGAGCAUCACCACGCUAUGCGAGCGGAAUGCGAGCGGUUCUUCCGCUUCAUCAGCGGUCUGAUAACCAAUCGGCCGGAUCUGUCAUCGGGGCGCCCGACGAGCUUCCUCUCCCUUACAUUUGCGGAUAUCCGGCCGGCGCUGGCGCAGAUGGAGGAGUUGACGGAAGGAGCGGAUGCGGUGGAAUUGCGGGUGGACCUUUUAUCGAAGGAUGGAAAGGCGCCAUCUACCCCCGGUCUCCCAUCUCCCGCAUACGUCGCCAAGCAGCUCUCGACGCUUCGGCUGGUCACUCCCCUCCCGAUCGUCUUUUCCGUCCGGACCAAGGAACAAGGCGGCUGGGCGUCCAGUACCGACGACAAGGCGUACCUCGAGAUGGUCCGUCUCGGUCUCCGCUCGGCGUGCGAGUACGUCGACCUCGAGAUGGCCUGGCCGGGCGCCUUGCUCGAGGCGGUCCAGAAGGAGAAGGGCGGGAGUGCAAUCAUUGCGUCCUGGCAUGAUUGGACGGGCAAGAUGAAGUGGGACGGAUCCCUCGUUAGUGACAAGUACGCCCAGUGCGCCAAGUACGGAGACGUCGUCAAGAUCGUCGGGACGGCGCAGUCUGUUGUCGACAACAUGGCGCUCGCCCAAUUUGUCGCUAGCAAGGAAGCCAACGGAAAGCCAUUCCUCGCUAUCAAUAUGGGCGGCCACGGUCAGCUCUCCCGGAUCCUCAACCCCGUCCUGACACCCGUCACCCACUCGGCCCUCCCCUCCCGCGCGGCUCCGGGGCAACUCACCAACCGGGAAGUCCUCUCUGGCCGACACCUCAUGGGUCUCCUCCCAGCCAAAAAGUUCUACCUCUUCGGCAAGCCCAUCGCACAGUCCGUCUCCCCCUUACUCCACAAUACCGGCUUCACCACAAUCGGCCUACCGUACGAGUACGGUCGGUACGAGACGGAUCAGACGGACGACGAGGUCCGGCGAAUCAUCUCUUCGCCAGACUUUGGAGGCGCGAGCGUGACGAUCCCGCUCAAGCUCCAAAUCAUGGACUUGCUCGAUUCCGUCUCGGACGACGCCAAGGUUAUCGGCGCGGUCAAUACCAUCAUCCCCACUUCGGAUUCGGUUGGCGGCACGACCAAGCUACACGGGGAUAACACCGACUGGCAAGCUAUUCGAGAGGCGGCGCAGGCCGGUCUGGCCGGAACCCAAGUGACAGGCCUCGUCAUUGGCGCAGGAGGAACCUGCCGGGCGGCCAUUUACGCCUUGCACCAACUCGGCGCAACGUCCAUCCUCCUCUUCAACCGGACGACCGCCAACGCCGAGUCGGUCGCUCAGUCCUUCCCUGCCGAGUAUGGCAUCACCGUCAUCUCCUCGCUCGAUACCCUCCCUGCCCAGCCCAACGUCGUCAUCUCUACCGUACCCGGCGACUCCCUCUCCCUUUCCUCGGGCUCAGGCAUCCCCCUCCCCAAGACCGUCCUUGGCGGACACGGCGGAGUAGCCAUUGAUUUGGCGUACAGACCGCACAAGACUGCAUUGGUGCAGCUUGCGGAAGAGACGGAGGGGUGGACGGCGGUCACUGGGGUGGAGAUUUUGUGUCUGCAGGGCUUUAGGCAGUUUGAGCUGUGGACGGGGAAGAAGGCGCCGGGGAGGAAGAUGCGCGAGGCGGUCAUGCAGGAGUACCUGAAAGCGUGA
Molecule: messenger RNA, 4827 nt
Organism: Dioszegia hungarica
Lineage: Eukaryota; Fungi; Basidiomycota; Tremellomycetes; Tremellales; Bulleribasidiaceae
Product: putative aromatic amino acid family biosynthesis-related protein
Exons: 6
Coding region: 1-4827 (1608 amino acids)
Biological process (GO): aromatic amino acid biosynthetic process; chorismate biosynthetic process
Cellular component (GO): cytoplasm
Molecular function (GO): shikimate kinase activity; shikimate 3-dehydrogenase (NADP+) activity; 3-dehydroquinate synthase activity
Source: RefSeq, a predicted model, not a curated record